Photinus pyralis (common eastern firefly) is the source of this 1494-nucleotide messenger RNA. Its product is annotated as alkaline phosphatase, tissue-nonspecific isozyme-like. NCBI's taxonomy places the organism in Eukaryota, Metazoa, Arthropoda, Insecta, Coleoptera, Lampyridae. The transcript is spliced from 4 exons. The record is from RefSeq and is a predicted model, not a curated record. Bases 1 to 1110 code for a protein of 369 amino acids. Gene Ontology annotation, molecular function: alkaline phosphatase activity. Gene Ontology annotation, biological process: dephosphorylation.
AUGGCAUAUGAAAAAACUAGUAGAGAUCCAAACCAGUGGGCGAAGUGGUUGGAGGAAAUCGAACAGGAGGAAGUUGCUAAUGAAUGGUCAGAAUCUAGCUCAGAAGACGAAGAAAUAGAUGAGGUGGAACAAGAAAUUCAUGAGUCUGACACAGAACAAGAAACGGAUGAUAUUCCAGAAGAGCAUAACAUCGAACAAGAAUCUGAAAGAAGCGAAAUACAGAAUGAACGACUGCAUGAGGCAACACGUUCUGGACCUUAUUACAUAGGUAAAGACGGUAAAAGACUCUUCUCCUAUUCCCACAUGGAUUUCGAAGUUGAUCGUGACCCUACGCCAACGGGAGACCCGUCCCUAGCGGAUAUGACACGUUCGGCACUCUCGAUCUUGCUUAAAAACCCAAAAGGGUUCUUCUUAUUUGUAGAAGGUGGACGGAUUGAUCACGCACAUCACUAUAACAACGCCUAUAGGGCUUUGGACGAAACUUUAGCUAUGGAAACUGCGCUUUUAGCGGCUUUAUCUAUGGUUAAUCCAACCGAAACUCUCAUCGUCGUAACUUCCGACCAUUCGCAUGUUUUAACAAUGGGAGGUCAAGCAACACCGAGAGGACAUCCUAUUCUUGGUCCGGACAGCAAAGUAUCUGACAUCGACGGACAACCUUAUAGCACGAUUUUGUACGGAAAUGGUCCAGGAUAUAGUACUCCGAGAACAGUCCCGAUUAAUACGACCACCCAAAAUGAAGACCGCAAUCAAGUUCAUGGGGCGGCAGUGCCACGACAAUGGGCAACACAUGGAGGAGAGGACGUUCCGGUAUACGCUCUUGGACCUUUAGCUACCAUACUUUUUACUGGAACUUUCGAUCAAAGUUACAUUCCACACGCAAUUGCAUAUAGCGCCUGUUUAGGAGAACACGCACAGCGUUGUCAGGGAGUAGACAACUACACGGCUUGUAUCGUGCCGGAAGUAUCCAGCGUUUCCGCUGCCGGUGCUCCGGUGGUAAUUGCAAGUAGUGUAAUGGCAGAUGACGGGGCCCGUGCCAAAUCUAUUGCAAGUAAAGAGUCUUAUAACGUGACGUGCAUACUCAUUAUUACACUAAUAUUCGCUGUUACUUAAUGAAGUUUGUGUCGUGCAAUAUACUAUUCUGGUGGCGGAUGGCAGGGUAUUAAAUAAAUAAAACUUAUCAUCAAUGACUUCGUGCGCGAUUCAAAGUGAUAUUACGUAUAAGUUUAAGAACUGUUCAGAAUACCGCAUUAUAGUGGAAUUAAUAGUAUGUGUGAACUCAAAACGUUUUUAGUGAUGUGACCAAACCGUUAAAUUGUGUAUUGUACAUAAAUAUUGUGUAAAUAUUAGUACUAAUUAAUUUUAUUGAUGUUUUAAUCCAACUGAUACGUUGAAAUUGUCACGCGAAGAACUAUUUUGUUUUGUAUUUGAUUUUGUAGCCACACGUACUUACAUUUCUGUAAGCAUUGUUGAAAUAUAUGUUACUUUCUCUGUUUA